This is a messenger RNA of Dichotomopilus funicola, 594 nucleotides long. RefSeq lists its product as uncharacterized. The transcript has 2 exons. The record is from RefSeq and is a predicted model, not a curated record. The annotation marks the transcript as partial. NCBI's taxonomy places the organism in Eukaryota, Fungi, Ascomycota, Sordariomycetes, Sordariales, Chaetomiaceae.
UUGGAAAUCAGGAAUGCCCGAUCUAACGCUUCUCUCCUCGCCGACUUCAACCUCGAAUGCUUGGGUCUUGCUUGCAGGCCAGCGGAACUGCAAGCACUCCUGAUGCCCUUCACCCUCAAAUCCACACGGAAGAUCGUCCAUGUACGGCAGACGGGCCAACAUCACACGCCGGGGAAGGAUUACAAAUCGCGAGCACUACUGAGCGCGAAUAAACUGGUCAAUCAAGGCAUUGAAGUCGAGAAAGUGACAACAACCAAAGGGAAAGUUACUGUUCCAUACAGUGACUUGCAGAAUGUACUUGACCCGACCUUCAAAAAGUUCCUGAAAUUGGCUUUUGGACCUAAGGGAAUCUCAUCCUUGCAAGUGGUUGUCUUCGGAGACUUUUCCCACUACCGUUACGGCCUGUUCACGCACAAUUUGUUCAUCUGCCGAUCAAAUAAGGAAGAGGGGGCUGGCGGAGAGACCUUUCAGGUUUUUGAUGCCAGGGACCGGGAACAUGCUGAGAGGUGGGAAGAAUACCUUGACCCGCAGGAGGACUUUUUCAUAGCCUGUCCUACUGGGCCUUAUGUACCUAUUGAAGGCCAGGUUUACUGA